Molecule: messenger RNA, 2066 nt
Organism: Ictalurus furcatus (blue catfish)
Lineage: Eukaryota; Metazoa; Chordata; Actinopteri; Siluriformes; Ictaluridae
Gene: rccd1
Product: RCC1 domain-containing protein 1
Exons: 8
Coding region: 163-1269 (368 amino acids)
Source: RefSeq, a predicted model, not a curated record
ACUUGAUCAUAUUAUUUGUAUUCACUCAUAAUACCGGUGUAAGGCUUUUAUUUUGAAACAUCAAUGCAAUGCUGCUGAAGUCACACUAUUCCAGUAACUCAACGGUGCAAAAUAUAUUCAUGAACGCGAUAGUGGUUUGUUUCUGUUAGGAACUUUACGUCAAUGAAUUGGUUUGGAUUUGGUUUUAAUGGUUUUGGACAAAUAAACCCCCAGAGAAAAGAUGAAGAGCAGGACAUUAGACUGCUCAGUCCAGUGGCUCUGGACUCUUUGUGCACUUGUGCUGAGACAGAAACACAUAAAAUUGUUGCAAGUUGGAGCCGAAGUGCUGUCAUCCACACAGCCGGUGAGCGCCGGUGUGUGUGUCUCCAUGGAGGAGAGAGUAGUGUGAUGGUGUCGGAGAGUGAAGGGUGUGAGGAUGCUCUCCUCACUGAGAGCUGUUUAACCCUCAGCUUUACUCACACUGUCCAGUGCUGGAGUUUACACAGAAACGGAAGAGCUCUUGUUUGGAGUGGAGAACUGAACACUACUGAAAACACUGGGACUGCUCUACCAUUACCAUUGGUUCCAGGGGGAUAUAUAGCCUCCAAACCUCCAUUUUUUCGGCCCCUCUCUCGCCAUCUGCAGGCAGUGAGCCUGGCACUAGGCACUGAGCACGCUGUUCUACUCACAGCCUCUGGGACUGUUUACACCUGGGGACAUGGCAGUCAUGGUCAGCUGGGUCAUGGCACUCUGGUGUCAGAGGAUGAGCCUCGAGCAGUAGAGGCUCUGUGGGGAGUCCCGAUGAAAUCUGUCGCUGCAGGAGGCUGGCACUCAGCAUGCAUCAGUGCUGGAGGAGAUCUGUAUGUAUGGGGCUGGAACGAGAGUGGCCAGAUUGGCCUGCCAUCGAAAGGCCUCAGAGAAGAGAGACAGGGAGAACAAGAAACGAUCGAGAAAGACAAACUGAAGGGGGGAAAAAAGGAAGACGAGGGCACCAGCGAUGUGUUCAUCUCAAUUCAGGCGUUCCCGGCUCUGGUGGAUGUAUCAGAAGCGGCUGAAAUUAACAAGGUCAGCUGUGGAUCCCGUCAUACAGCGGCCAUCACGAGCACUGGUGAUCUCUACACCUGGGGAUGGGGUCUCUAUGGCCAGUUGGGUCAUGGUUCAAGAUGCAGUUCAGAUGAACCAAAAAUUGUGGAGUUUUUCUCAGAUGGUAGAAUGAGUGUGGAAGAUGUUAUCUGUGGAUUAUGGAACACGUUUGUGUUAGCAGUUUCAAGGGACCAGGUCGCACCCUGACCCAAACUUAUACUACUGUAUCUCCUGCCUAAGGACCUUUCACCUUUGUUAAGCACUCAGCAACGCAGAAAUAAAGGAAACGUACAAGCAUUUAUCAAAUAUACAAAUACAUGUCCAAACAAACAGUUAAUAAGAGUUAACAAGAGUUAAUAAGAAUAGAGAAAAUAAAAAUCUUUGCUAUUACAAAGGCAGCUGAAAUACAGAUACGGGAAAAAAAAACAACCACAGUUAAUGUUACAGUAGUACUUUUGGGUGAAGAGCAAAGUGCAUGUGUGUUGAAAAUGAGCUGGGCGUAAAAAAAAACAAAAAAAAAAAGUCUUUGGUUCUCAGUUAUCUUCACAGCACAAUCUUGAAGGAACUAGAAAGUACAAUAUUUAGUUAGUAAAUGGCACAACAGACAUGACUGGAGGUAAACGUUCAAAUACAACAUAUUUAAAUACAAUAAAACUAGGUUUCUUACCUAACAAAAUCUGGAGACCUGGAGAUAACAUGCUGGAAUUCAGAGAGGUUUACAGUCCCAUCUUUAUCAAUGUCUGAUUCCUCAAGAAUCUGUCAAUUAAAAAAUAUGCUCAUUAUAAGAGCCGACUUUUUCUAAGUCUCUUACAGCAGCAGAGGAACAAAAGGUCUAACUGUAAUAAUGAUAAAAGUUUAAGUGUGUGUGUGUGUAGCAUAUUCACAUUGUUUAUGAGCUGAAUCAUUUCCUCAGGAGAGAGUCUCGUGUCUGCAGACUCCCCAGUCAGACAGUUCACCAACUUCUCGAGAUCUCCAGAAUCAAGUGUCCCAUCAUCAUCAAAAUC